UAAACAUACCGAGAGUCCCUGCGCGAGGACAAGACCACGUCCUAGUUAUCCACGGCCGAGCUGUGAAACUUUUUUCCUGUUCUUCAAUAACUUUUGUGCUCCGUGAAAAACUUUAAAGAAACGGACAAUAAAAAAAAACUUUGGCGUUGGAGCAGCGACAGGACGGCGACUUUUUGUUCUGAAAGUCGCGCUCGUCAGAUUCAAGAGUGUCUCGAGACUUCGUGUUUUUUGAACGUGAGGACUUAUUUCGCAGAAUACACGAGGAUUACGUGUUUGCUGUUAGUUUAAACGCCGUCGAGCAAAAGAGGAGUUUCUCCAGCGGGGAGCAGAAAACGGCAUGUAGCUCAGGAUCAAGGCACGUUCAUCCUCCUCCUCCUCAUCGUCCUCCUCCUCCUCUCCGGACAUCUUUGGGAAUGGGCCAGCGCCUUGCCAGGGUGCAUCUUUCCACCCGGUGGCGUGGCUGGCGUCGUGCGAGAGUGAGGAGGGCAGCGGCCAGGUCAUAAAGCCUGCCCACUCCUCUCUCCGCUUGCUUGCUCCCAAGUGACUUUUGACCUUUGACUCAGCCGCGACCCCCAGCCAGCCAUGCCCUUCCGGCUGAAGCUGCGGCGCACACGGCGCUACAAUGUCCUGAGCAAGAACUACUUUGUGACACGGAUUCGCCUCCUGGACAGCAAUGUGAUUGAAUGCACUCUGUCGGUGGAGAGUACGGGACAGGAAUGUCUGGAGGCGGUGGCCCAAAGGCUGGAGCUACGGGAGACCAAUUACUUCGGACUAUGGUUCCAGGGAAAGACCCAGGCCCCGGCCCAUCGCUGGGUGGAGCUGGAGAAACCGCUCAAGAAGCAGCUUGACAAAUUUGGCAAUGAGCCGCUGCUCUUCUUUGGAGUCAUGUUCUACGUGCCUAAUGUUUCCCGGCUGGAGCAAGAAGUCACCAGGUAUCAGUACUACCUGCAGGUGAAGAAGGAGGUGUUGGAUGGACGUCUCCACUGCGCAAUAGAGCAGGGGAUCAGACUAGCUGGCCUAGCAGUACAAGCUGACUUUGGAGACUUCACUCAGUUCAUGUCUCAGGACUUCCUCAGGGAGUACGUGCUCUUCCCAGUGAACUGGCCCAAUGGAGACGAGGUGCUGGAGGAGUGGACCCAAAAGGUCGCUGAGGAGCACAAGAGUCACUGUCGAAUGCAGGCCGCUGAGGCAGAGCUGCUGUACAUCAAGGAGGUGGAGAAGCUGGACGGCUUUGGGCAGGAGAGCUUUCCUGCUAAGGACAACUACACCAACGAUAUUUUCAUCGGUGUGUCCUUCAUAGGGGUGUUUGUCAAACACAGAAAUGGCAGAUCCAUCAUGCUCCACAAGUGGAAGGACAUUGGCACCAUCGCGCACAACAAGUCAGCCAUCACAGUGGAGAUAACAAGCAGAGACGACACCAUCAUUUUUCACAUGGAGGAUAUGGAAAUGGCCAAGUACAUCGCUCGCCUUUUCACGGCCAGACACAAAUUCUACAAACAGAACAAAAUCUGUGCAGAGCCCACUCACUCACCUGCACCAAUCAGGAGGAGACCCACCUGGACCCACCGCCGCUCUCUGCCGAGGCCCCAGUCCUGUAACUUCCAGUAUGGCGAGCAUUAUCAGGACACACAGAGCUCUCAAGACAGCAUCUUCCAUGACGAUCCCUACUACAAGUCGGAGACCAGUCUGGACCGCUGUCCCGCGGACUUUCCCUAUCGUAACGGUACCGUGCCCAAUGGAAGCAUGUACAGCAGCCCCAGCCUGAGCUCCCUCAAUCAUUCCCAGACUUUCGUCCCACCCUCCCCGAUGUCCUCAAACCUCAGCAUUCCCGGCAGCGAGCUCAUGCGCCCUGACUACAUCCCCAGCCACCGCCACAGCGCCAUCAUCGCUCCGUCCUACAGGCCCACGCCUGAGUACGAUGCUGUCAUGCGGCAGAAGCGGCGCAUGCUUCCUGCUCAUCAUGACCUCCACAGCCAAUCGUUGCGCAGUCUUAACAUCAGCAAUGCGUGUGCUUACCGCCAGCCUGAGGCUCUGGUGUAUAGCCAGCCAGAGAUGAGGGAGCGGGGCCCUUAUCAUGCCCUGGGGCCCAGCCCGGGACCUUAUGCACCACAGAUCAGCUACAGUAAACCGGUGUCCCAUGGCCCUCAUCAGGGAGGACCAGCCAGCAGCCAGGGCCCCUGUCACUCACCCUGCGUUAAUGGAGGUGGAGGCAGUGGCGGGAGUGGGGGCGUAGGAAGCUCCAUCUCUCACACUGUCAGUACACCGGAGCUCGCAAAUACCAAACAACAGGGGAACAAUGCGGGUAGCUAUGCAGCUACAGCCAACAUGCUGAGAAACCACAUGUCACGCCCGCCUCCACCUUACCCCUCCAGCUCCUUCCGCCCUGCCACCAGCACCCCUGACCUGGCCAGCCACCGUCACCGCUGCAUUGGGGGCAGCAGUCCUGAGCUGGUGACCCGCAUGGUGCAGCUGUCGGUCAAGACCUUCCAGCCAGACAGCUCAGCUGUGGUGCACCAGUCCCUGCAGGAGGUUAGUGAACCAUUAACUGCAGCUGCAAAGCACCGCUCCACUCUGGGCAAGAGACACAGUAUGGAGGUGAUCAGCAGCAUGAGAGGAGGUGGAGGAGGAGGGAUGGAGGGCAUGGUGAUGAAGGGCAUGAAUGCUCCCCUUCAUCGGAGGAAUACUCUCAGAGAACACGUGAUGCCCCCCCAGCCUCAGCCCAUCCCUCAGCCCCAGCCCCAAACCCCUCAGCCGCAACCCCAGCCUCCACCUCAGCCUCCACCUCAGCCUCCACCUCCACCUCAGCAGCCACAGGAGUUGCCCAUGCAGAUGCCUGUCCAGAAAGCUCCUGAGGCUCCUGUAGGGCCACCUGGACCAGUGGCCUACCAGCAUCAAAAGACUCUCUCCAAUGCUACCAUGCUUAUACACAGUAGUGAGAGUGAAGAAGAGGAGGAGGAGGAGGAAGAGGAGGAGGAGGAGGAGAGGCCGGAGCUGGAUGUUCAAAUCCCAGGACUCAAUGAGGACAUCAGCAUCAGCGCUCAGCUCCAGGCUGCUCUGGCCAAGCUGCCCAACAAACCCCCUCCAGAGUACCCUGGUCCCCCAAGACCUCCUAGCAGUGCUCAGAUCCGCACCCACAAUCAAAACCACACUCACCACCACAAUCAUAAUCAAGGACCUCAGAGCAACCAGGGACCAAUGGACCCAAACCAAACCCAGGGCCGAGCACACAAAUGUGGGCAGAGCCCAAGUAGUGCUGGGCCUGGAGGUGGUGGUGGUGGUAGUGGUGGGGGUGCAGGUGGUGGUGGGACACUGACGCGGGGAGACCAGGGUGGGGUGAAUGGGGCAGUUUUAGGUCCAUCCAUUUCAGAACCGGACCUGACCAGUGUGAAGGAGAGGGUGAGGAAGGAGCCGGUCAAAGAGAGGCCGGUGUCGGAGAUGUUCUCCUUAGAAGACAGCAUAGUGGAGAGGGAAAUCGCUCAGAGGACGCUGGAGAGACAGAAGAUGUCUGUAGACUCUGUGAAGAGGCCGCUGAUGAUGGCCGCCCUCAACGGACUCUAUGUGGCCCGCAUGCCUGUCCCCGAGAGUCCUGCGGAAGACGGUGCCAAGGCUGCUACAGACGAACGGUGUAAGACCUUGGAGCUGAAGCUGGAAGAGAAGCGGGUCUUCACUGAGUACGAGCAGGUGCCCAAAAAGAGGGCAGACUGUGUUCUCACCACAGCAACUCUGCCCGAAAACACAGAGCGCAACCGUUUCCGUGACGUUGUUCCAUAUGAAGAGAAUCGAGUCGAGCUUGUGCCAAACAAGGAGAACAACACGGGCUACAUCAAUGCCUCGCAUAUCAAGGUGAUGAUCAGAGGGGAGGAGUGGCACUACAUUGCCACCCAGGGCCCGCUAGCCAACACCUGUGCCGACUUCUGGCAGAUGGUCUGGGAGCAAGGGGUCAACGUCAUCGCCAUGGUUACUGCCGAGGAGGAGGGUGGCAGGUCCAAGAGUCACCGCUACUGGCCCAAACUGGGCUCCAAGCACAACUCGGCCACUCACGGCAAGUUCAAGGUGACCACCAAAUUCCGCACCGACUCAGGCUGCUACGCCACCACGGGGUUGAAGGUCAAACACCUUCUGUCUGGCCAGGAGAGGACGGUGUGGCACCUGCAGUACACUGACUGGCCUGAGCAGGGCUGUCCUGAAUAUGUCCAGGGAUUCCUCUCCUACCUGGAGGAGAUCCAGUCUGUGAGGAGACACACCAACUCCAUGCUGGACACGUCAAAGAGCCUCAAUCCGCCUGUGGUGGUUCACUGUAGUGCAGGCGUGGGUCGCACCGGAGUGGUCAUCCUCACUGAGCUCAUGAUCAGCUGCCUGGAGCACAAUGAGCCUGUGGAGGUUCCCACCAUGUUGUCAGGCUUGAGGCAGCAGAGGAUGCUGAUGGUGCAGACCAUUUCCCAGUAUAAGUUUGUCUACCAGGUCCUAAUCAAGUUCCUCAAGAACUCCCGUCUUAUCUGAUCUGGGGAUCCUGACCUUUGACCUAAUACAACGUAGCAGAAUGGCACCAGAUAACGACGACGGUACUUAAAAUUAGCACGAGGACUGUGCAUCAGAUACAGUGUGACUGAUAGCUGGUUGGAAGCAGGAACAGAGAUUUGUUUUCUAUGUGGCAGUUUAUGGUGGAUUUUCAAACAAACUCACCUCAAGGGAGAGAAGGUUUUGUGUAGGCCUGUAUAGAAACUGACAAACAAUUCUCCCAAUCAGUGUAUGUAGUUCAUUUUUCCCGAUUUUAAUUCUUGGACCUUCUGUUUGGAGAAUGCUUAUCGAGUGUUUUCCCUCUGCAGGUUUCUGCCUACGUGUCCUUUGUGGUCACGAGAACAAAUAUCUUGAGAAAUCUCACUUUUAGUUUGGAAAGAUUGCCUGCGGCAUUUCUCAUUCAUUAUCUAGCCAUGAUUAGAAAUGGCACUAUGCUGCAUGAACAGUAGGUGGCAGCAGUAUUAUUACUAUUUUCUUUACUCUGAAAGAGUUUGCCAAACAAAAGUAUUCUUUAAAUCACUGUGCUAAAAUAUUCCUUUUAUUUUUAACAGAGUAUUGAUUAAUACAGCAAAUAUUUACUUCAACAUUGUAACAAUGUUUUUUUUUAUUUAUUUCUAUCAAGAUUGUUUGAGCAUUGACAAGCGUGUUGAUCUUUUUAUUUUUCAUCUUUGAACUCGUCUUAAUUUUUUUACUAUAUUUUUCCAAAAGCCUUCCUUUGUCAAUGCCAAAAGGAUCACUCCCAUUUUCCUUGAUGCAUCUCCUUUAAGAUCCUCCUCCACAUGCAAACACACACGCACACACACAAAGUACAUUUUUAUAGUUACUUUUUUUUAAAAUUAGCAGUAGACAGACUGCUUCUUUUCACAGUUUCGGUUCCUUCAAACUGAUUCAUGUAAAUGGAUCAGACCCAAGAGUUUUAAUAGUUUUUGCAACAUGUGGUGUAAGUUUCUCCGUGACACUUCAUUAUAGUACACACACGUUUGACAGCUGGUGCUGCCCGCCCCACAAAACUCUCCAAUGCAUUUCCAGCCAUCGUGUAUAACUUUACAUUAAUAACGAUAAAAUAUUCAUUUGAAUGAAUGAGACUGACCUACAAUCUGAUGUUCUUUGAGUGAAUUAGACAUCCUAGUUACCUCUGCAGACCUAAGCUGCAUUCAUGUAGUGUUAGAAUAAUCUGAAAAAUGUGUUUCCGAUCAUAAAUCAUAGCUGUUUAAAGGCUCUGAGCAAUAACAUCUAACUCAUCUUCAUUGUGCCGUCUGUGUCGUUUCGACAUCACAACUUAAAGCUCAUGGACACACUGAAGUCGAAAGAACAACUGUUUGAGGAGCAUGUGAAUGUGUUGUUGGCUGACGGAAGUCGUUUCCUGAAUCAAGGACUUACGAACACAUACCGAAGACCAAAAAAAGUCGCUCUAAGAGAUUAAUUUCUUCUUUUUUGCUCAUCACUAUCUUCAACCACAGCUCCUUGCGAUCAAAUUUGUCUUAUAACAUUUCCUACUUAAAAGCAUUUCAAAAGUAAAACAAAAAAUUGUUAAAAUUUAAAAUCCAAUGAAUUGGAUUUAAUUUUUAAAAUGUAAUUCCACAGUUUUCAAUCCAUUGUGUCCGUAUACAGCAAAUACACUGUGUCAUUGUGCCUUAGUAAUCAGUAUUUAAUAGUUUGUUUUGUCAUUAAGAACAACUUUUUCAAAACAUUUACCUAACUCUCAGGUAAAAUUUGACAGUAGGAGAUUUAUUUUUGAGGGAUAAUAAUAUAACAGUAACCUGGCUGACUUUGCCAAAAAAACAAAAAAGGCAGCCGUUAGAACUAAUCUGAUCCAAACUCACGUGAUUCGAAGUCGCCAUGUUCCUGGAUCCUGUUUAUAAAAUUACACUCUGAAGAAUUUUCUUUUAUAUGUUAACGUUAAAUAUACUUUUUAUUUUUCGUGAUGCAAAGCCAGCCGUGUCCAAAGUAACUUUGUACAUAAUGGGCAUGUGAGAAAAGAUUUCUACAAUUGUUUUAUAUAGUUCCUUUUUUUGACUUGGUACCCUAAAAAUACCGCAAAUUAAUAAACUAUGCAUGCGUUUUUAUAUUUCAAUGUAUAUAUUCUCAAAUAAGUAUAAGCUUUAUGCUCUCUCGACAUAUAAGUGUUUUGUUGCACUUCUGUUGUCUCUGUGACAGUAUUUCCGUACACGGCAUUCCACUGUUUGUUUAUAUUUAAUUUUCCCCUAAUUUUUUUUUCCUUUUGGCAAAACUCCCAAAUACCUUUCAAAGUAUGUGUACAUAUGUUUUGUAUAUGCGUUUUCAGUGCAUCAAGUCUUUUGUUUUUCUCUCCCCAGACAUGUAUGAAGCUGUCGUACUUGCUUAUUAUGCAAUAAAGCCUUAUUUUCUUUAA
Messenger RNA from Plectropomus leopardus (leopard coralgrouper), 6889 nucleotides. Its product is annotated as tyrosine-protein phosphatase non-receptor type 14-like. The record is from RefSeq and is a predicted model, not a curated record. Gene Ontology annotation, cellular component: cytoskeleton; cytoplasm. NCBI's taxonomy places the organism in Eukaryota, Metazoa, Chordata, Actinopteri, Perciformes, Serranidae. Gene Ontology annotation, molecular function: protein tyrosine phosphatase activity. Gene Ontology annotation, biological process: lymphangiogenesis; protein dephosphorylation.